AUGACUGGUUUAACAAUCAGUCGAUGGCUAAUUCUGGUCACUCUUCUGAAUCCUGGUUUGGUAUUACCUUCAUUUGGACAGGUCAUUUCAUUUGGAAUGAGGAAAUUAGCUUAUUCAACUAAUCAAUUUGGAUUUGAUCUACUUCGAGCAAUGGAUAAAUCUGAAUCAUCAACGGCAUUCUGUCCCAUUUGUAUCUCAUCUUCAUUGACCAUGAUGCUCAUGGGUUCACAGGGACACUCAUCGACCUCACUUCGACACGCACUUUACUUGUGGGGUAUGCAAACAAGUGAAAUCAACCUUGCUUAUCAUGAUAUGAUGACCCAUCUUGGAGUUAAUAUUCCAGUGGCCAGUGUUCAUUAUCGUAAUCUUAAUCCAUAUGGACAAUCAUCAUCAACAGAUUAUCGGGUUUCCCUUGCCGAUAAUGAGGUAAAUUCGGGCAAUGAUGUUGCAUUUUUGUCCCAAGUUUACGUUCAACGAGACUUUGGAAUCAAUUAUUCGUAUCAUAUGUUACUCCAAAGGUUUUACAAGACGGCGAUUCAUCCCUUGGACUUUAUCGAUAAUGGUGAAGAGACUCGACAACAUAUCAACGCGAUAGUAGAAAAGGAGACAUCCGGUAAAAUUAAGGAUAUACUUCCGGAUAGACAAUCGCCCACAACUCAAUUGCUAUUGUUGAGUGCACUUUACUUCAAGGGAUCACUAGAUCUUAAUAUAACUUCAUCUAGGAAACGUAAUUAUAUCUCACCUUCAUCUUCAUCAUCUCCAUCGACAUACAAACAAUUAAAUUCUGCAUCAAAUAUAUUUGGUGUUUUCUCUGAUGAUACAAUCAUCUUGGAAGCUCGAAAUGUCCGAAUUCGUUAUGCUUUCAAUCGUUUCCUUAAUUGUACAACAAUUGAGAUGCCUUUUAAAGGAGGACUAAUCACUUUGGUCGCAAUGAUGCCCACUGAUCCAUACGGAUUAGACACUUUAUUAACCAGAUUAUCGGCUCAAGUUUUAUCCGAUGUAAUCAACUCAUUAGAAGUGAAAAGAGUUGAUGUCAAGAUCCCUAGAUUACACUUUGAAACAAGUGAUCGUAAUUUAAGUCUAUCAUUAGCUAAUCUGGGAUUAGCUUACAUAUUUAAACCAGGAUAUGCACAAUUAUAUGAUAUCAGUGAUUAUAAAUGGCUUCAUGUUUCUGAUAUAAUUCAUAAAACUUAUCUUGAAAUUUGGGAGACCCCGAAAACAUUUACCAAUACAAAUAUCAAUAAUAUCAAUACAAAUGGCGGAGGGACAACAAUUAAUCCAUCUACUAAUCCAAAUGCUAAAUCACAAUAUCAACAAUCAAGUAAUAACAUUGAAGUUGUUUUUGAUAAACCUUUCCUUUUUUUCAUCAUGGACAAUAUAAGUGGACUCAUUCUGGCCAUGGGAAAACAUGGACGAGAACCCGUUAAUUACAGGUUACCAAUUUAAAUUUGAUUAAUCAAUCGACAAUCAUCAAGUGUCAUAUAGAAUCAGUUAGAGGAACAGUUGAUUAAUUUCAAAUUAAUCAUUAAAGGUUUACAAUUGAAAUUGAUUGAAAAAUAUCAAAGAUCAUCAUUGAGAUCAACAAUCAAUGUAAAUAUUGAAAUUGACAAAACUUGUCUGAUUUUAAUUGUUACACUAAAAUUCAAUCAAUGAAUCAACAAUUUAAAUGGAAAAUGAAACCAUUAAAUUGUUUAAUUAUCUUGACAAUUAUUUUUUUGAUUCUAUUACAAUUAAUUAUCACUAAUUAAAUUGAAAUUUUGUAUAUUAACUUUGUAACGGUAAACUUUUCAUUCCGGAUAAUUAAACUUUUUUUUUUACUUUUUUCUGAUUGAUAAUGAUAAUGAUUUGAAGUUUAAUUAUCCAUUGAUUCAAAUGGAACAGACUUGAAUCAAAUUAAACUGAAUUAAGAUAAUCAAGUUGUGUCUUUCAUUAGAGUUAAUAAACUUAAUGAUGUUAAUUGAAUUCGUUUCGUUCUUAAUCAACAUUAAUUCAUCUCGAUAAAGAUCAAAUCAGUUAGUCUAUUAAUUUAACUUUUCAAUUUUCUCCCAUAGACUUAAUAUGAGACUUAUAAUAUAAGUCUAAUUGUUAGAAACACUGAUUAGCUAAUUGUUGGAGGAAAAUAUUGAUUCAGAGUGACUUUGCAGAGAUU
Panonychus citri (citrus red mite) is the source of this 2149-nucleotide messenger RNA. Its product is annotated as serpin B3-like. Gene Ontology annotation, molecular function: serine-type endopeptidase inhibitor activity. The transcript has 2 exons. Lineage: Eukaryota; Metazoa; Arthropoda; Arachnida; Trombidiformes; Tetranychidae. The record is from RefSeq and is a predicted model, not a curated record. Bases 1 to 1446 code for a protein of 481 amino acids.